AUGCCUCCGAACACUCUACAUCACUCUUCGGUACACUGGUCCAACGUCUCCCUGCUCUUCUGUCAUCUGGUAUCCACUUCGAAAUUGUACGAACGCAAUUCACUUAAUCCGUUCCUCCCCACGGCAAAGUUUCACAUGGGUGAGGAUUUCUAUUGUUUGGCUCGGGUAGCCCAGGACUAUGUCGAACUUUUCCCACCACCUGACCGCAAAAUGUUACUCCUAUCCCUCAUAGAAGGCGAGGCCAACGACCUUGUCCGAGACGAGGGCGUGCUUGACUCACCCAUUACCCCAGAGACAUUCCAACAACUACAGGACUGCCUCACAGACCGCCUCCAGGAAGCGGAACUCGUUCAGCAAUUCCAAACCCGCGUUUAA
Echinostoma caproni is the source of this 375-nucleotide messenger RNA. The record is from the annotation of a GenBank genome assembly. Lineage: Eukaryota; Metazoa; Platyhelminthes; Trematoda; Plagiorchiida; Echinostomatidae.